Molecule: messenger RNA, 1083 nt
Organism: Strongylus vulgaris
Lineage: Eukaryota; Metazoa; Nematoda; Chromadorea; Rhabditida; Strongylidae
Source: the annotation of a GenBank genome assembly
UUGUCUCAGGAGGAAUUAGCUGACCUUCUAGCUGACGUCUCCAAGGAGGGUGGCCAGCUUGAUCAACUGGCUUGUGGAGGAGUUUGCCCACCAUCUGAAUUGGAACCACUACCUUUAGUUAAUAACGUGAGCCUCUCUGAAGGAAUCGUCUUUACUCCACAGAACGUAACCGAGAUGUCCCUGAUGCAAGAACAACGACAGGCCGCCUUAGCAUCUGUCAUGGCCCCACCGGCUCCAGCAACCCUCUACAACGAAACCACCAUGCCGAGCAUGUGGGUUCAACAAGCAGAAAUUACGCCGAAUGAUAUAUAUCCCAACAAUGGUUACAUGACCUUUCAAAACGACACUGGGACUCAGGUGAUAUCUACUGGAAGCCAGUAUGAUCAUCAGUAUCUAGGCAAUAUUCCCAGUGAUCAGUGUGAUGAGGUGAGGCUCCCUCGCGAGGCAAGGAAGUUCACAAACAAGUUUGUUCGCUGCUUUAGAACACUGCCACUAGAACAUUGCCUGCAUAUGAUCCGUACUAUGCGGCGAGGACCACUUCUUUCAGCAAGUGGGCUCAAAAGAAACAUUUCAGUGAAUCCUCAUCGGUGUGCUCUUCUUCAUCGACGGCGGCCUCGCCCCAUUACCAUAGUGAAACUGAAAAUUACAGUCCUCAUGCGAGCAGGUGGGUUUCGAGUGAGAUUACGUCUUAUCUUCAGAUAUUUUGGCAAGCUAGCGCCACGAGAAAUUGAAGAGCCAUCGAUGUAUCCAAGAACAGUUUGUGGAUCCAAUGGUGAUAACAGUGUCUCACCUACUCUUGCCAACAUGCCACGACGACGUGGUCGUCAGUCGAAAGAUGAGCAGCUGGCAGCUGCUAACCGACUGCCACUGUCUGCCCGUGAAAUUUCUGAGAUGACCUUAGGAGAACUGCAUAAAGUGCUCAAGAAUGAGGAUCUCACUGAACAACAAAAGCAAUUGAUUCGCAAGAUUCGUAGAAGGGGAAAGAACAAGGUAGCCGCGCGUACUUGUCGUGAACGACGUGGUGAACGUCAGCGAAACAUGCGUGAAAAUGAAUCGUGGACCGUUCCGGUACGCAUAUUUUAA